Messenger RNA from Conger conger (European conger), 3152 nucleotides. Its product is annotated as serine protease 27. Bases 239 to 1156 code for a protein of 305 amino acids. NCBI's taxonomy places the organism in Eukaryota, Metazoa, Chordata, Actinopteri, Anguilliformes, Congridae. Gene Ontology annotation, biological process: proteolysis. Gene Ontology annotation, molecular function: serine-type endopeptidase activity. The transcript is spliced from 7 exons. The record is from RefSeq and is a predicted model, not a curated record.
CUUCCCGCACGUCUUUUCUACCGUGUGUCCAUUUUCUUUUAAUUUUCUCUGUAUUAUAUUGUUUUUGAGUCGCAAAUGUUAUAAAGACCCCCGUAAAGCGGAUAAACAGACGCGAGAUCAUUAGUCAAUUAGUACUUCGUUAUCUAGGUGUUUGGUUUCGAAGAUUUGUUAGGCUAUAUGCAGCUACAGAAAGCGAUUUGCUCUUGUUAGGCUAAAAAACUGAACUAUUUAUUACAGGAUGUUAUUAAAAUUGGACGUACUGGCCAUCGCUGUUUUGACGCAUGUUGGUUUUUGGACAUGUGACGCACAAGUGUGUGGCCGGCCGGCCCUGGGGAACAGGAUUGUGGGUGGAACUGCUGCGCAGGAAGGAGACUGGCCUUGGCAGGUGGACAUCCAGCUGGACAACAACCAUGUUUGUGGAGGAAGCAUCAUAACCAAAGACUGGGUGCUAUCUGCAGCUCACUGCUUCCCAACGCCCUCACUGGUGUCGGGCUACGUGCUGUACCUGGGCAGGCAUCAGCUGAACGGAUUUAAUCGGUUUGAGGAGAACCGGCGUGUGCGCAGGGUGAUUGUGGCGCCGGGGUACUCAAGCCCGGAGGAGGGGGACGACAUGGCGCUGGUCCAGAUGACCUCAUCCGUGCCGUGGACCGACUACAUCACGCCCAUCUGCCUGCCCGACGCCAACGUGCAGUUCCCCAGCGGAACCCGCUGCUACGUCACCGGCUGGGGCCAUGUCAGCGAGGGGGUCUCUCUGAGCGGCUUGGGGCCCCUGCAGGAGGUUGAUGUGCCCAUCAUUAGCCAGGCUUCCUGCCGCUCCAUGUACCAGCAGCAGCCCCCUGCUGACCGCGUGGACAUCCUGUCUGACAUGAUCUGCGCGGGACUUCGGGAAGGGGGCAAAGACUCCUGCCAGGGGGAUUCGGGGGGCCCCCUCAUGUGCAUCAAGAAUAAGACGUGGGUGCAGGCCGGGGUGGUGAGUUUCGGCAUCGGGUGCGCUCAGCCCAACCAGCCCGGCGUGUACGCCAGGUUGACGGCCUUCACCAGCUUCAUCCAGAGGACCAUCCCGGACAUCCAGCUGUUCAGCGGCUCCGCGCCCAGCUGGGCCGGCCGCAGUGGGGUGCUGCUCACCCUGCUGCUCUCUCUGGUGCUGCUCUCAUAGGUCCUCCCCCGUUUCAGACACUGAGUCACCGCUGAGCUGUGAGUGGCUCCUGCUGUGCAGCCCACGCCAGUCCACCAAUGGCCUGCCGCAGCGGUGAGUGAGCAGAGCCAGCACAGAAUACUAUUGUGAAUGUGUAACGCAAGUGGCAACGUGUGUGUUGCUUGUAAUUCAUCGGGUUCUGUUCCAUUAGCGGUUCACUCAGCGUUAGCAGAGCCUCCUGCCUCUCCGCCGUGACUGCCCCGUGCUGUGCACCGAGCUGUGAUACGGGACAUAGAAGAGAAAAAGAAAAAAAAACGGUUUAUCCGUUUGUUGGUUUCCAUGUCCAUCCUUGAUUUGUCAGCGGAGUGUAUUUUGGAGAAAAGACUGCCUUAAAACAAAGAACAAUGUCGUCUGACUCUGAACAACAUCAGACCGCAGCUUUAACCCUUUCAGGCCCAAGCCCAGUGUUAAGCUGUGAAAUCCCGCAGGGGUCUGGCUUUGGUUGAGAAAAAUGAGCAUUUGUAGAGUUUUAAUAGGGGCUCAAAACUAAUCUAGCAGUAAUUUUGAUUGGUUUGAAAGGUAUAAAUAUUGUGAGCCAUAUGGAACUCUUGGGACUGAAAGGGUUAAAUUAAAGUUUAAAUUAAAAAAAAUAUAUAAUAAUAAUGUUCCACAUGCUUUUUCACAUUCAGUAGGCAAGUUCCUCUGUGUGCCUUAUGAGCGUUUGAAUACACCCGACACCCCCAGUGGAAAAGUGCAUAGAGAGGAACAAUUACAGAAUGCAAAUGCGUUAGAUUGAAAACCAAGAAAAGGUUGAUGAAAUAUGGCAAUUUUAAUGUGAAAAAAUGCACGAUUGACAUGUUAAAGAUUGUACAAUAUGCAUUCCAAAGAUUAUUUACUUUUAAUGUAGGCUAUGUGACUUUGAAACGCCUUUGUGUUAACUCUUUGCUUAACACCUUUUGGUGAAGAUUAAUUUGAUCUUUUACAGAAUUUACAAGUCUUGGCUAUAAAUAAUUUAAGAGGCGAGGAACAACCUACAGGCACCCUUCCAUUUGAGAUGCUCUUUCAGGGGAAUUUCUUAGCUUUUUAGUUGAGUAAAACCAAUCAAAUCAUGACCGUUUCAAAGGGAUCGUUAAUUUUCUGCGGUUUUAAAACAAUGUUUUUAAUAUAUUUUGUAUGUUUUGAUUGGCCUAGAUGAUAAAUAAAUUCACUUCAGGGAACUCAAAGGUAGGGGCUUUGUAUUUGAAUAGAUUACUUUUAUCAUUUUUAUUCACAAUUAUAAAUGUGUAUCCAUUUUUUCUAUCCUGCCGGGACUUUUCUAUCCUGCCGGGACCAUUGGAAAUGGUUCCAAAUGAAAAUGACACCUUAUACAUUACAUUAUAAAUGAUACAUGUUUAAUUAUACAAUGUUUCUGAGAAUAACGAGAUGACAUAUAAAUGUACUGCCACAAAUUGCAACAUAAUUGUUUGUGAAGGAAGAGAUGCUGUCCGAUAAACUCUCUACCUUGUUGCACAUACUUAUUUGUAUCUUAAUUCAAAAAAUGGAAUGGAAAAGGGUACGAUCUGUGAUGUAAACAUGUCUUGCACAGCUUACCUUCCUAAGCACAAUAAGCUGAGAUUCAUGCCUCCACAUUCCUGCCCGUCAGUGCUCUUCUUCCCAGAACCGCUUAUUUCAGACAUGAAAAAUAUGAAUGAAAUUAGAUUCUCAAGCAACUUGCGGUUUAAUAACUGGUGGUGACCUAGAAGCACAAUGAGUUAAACAUUGUUUUAUACAAAAUGGAUGUCAGCUGUGACUUUAUCAAACAUGAAAUGAAGGAUAUCCUACUUAUGUGAUUUUUUCUGUUAUUUGGAUCUGUGCACAUAGAAAUGUGUUUGCCACAUGAACAUCUUUAAAACGCAACUGGAGAAUUACUGCCCUUCAGUGGACAAGUGCCGUGUUGUUUGUGCUACAGUACCAAGUGCCAUAAAUUAUGCAUUCUGUGCUGUCAACAUUUAUAAAUAAAUUUGUUUUUUGUUUUUUA